AUGGAACAACAACACAGAUUCACCUUCUUCAUUUCUCUUCCCUUAUUCAUCUUCUUCCUAGCAGCUUCAAUCCCACCCACAACUGAAUCCAAAUGCACCAAAGGCUGUUCAUUAGCCUUAGCCAACUUCUACCUAGCAACUGGCACCAACCUCACUUAUGUUGCAGGUAUCAUGAAAUCCCCAAUUCUCACAAAACCAGAAGAUAUAGUUGAAUACAACAGAGACACUGUCCCUAACAAAGACAUCAUUCUUGGCGGCGAAAGACUCAACAUUCCGUUCCCGUGUGAUUGUAUCAACGGCGAGUUUCUUGCUCAUAGUUUUAGUUACGAUGUUCAAACCGGUGAUACCUAUGCUUCUGUUGCUGGAUCCAACUAUGCUAAUUUAACCAAUGUUCAAUGGUUGAGAGCGUUUAAUAGUUAUCCGCCGAAUAAUAUUCCUGAUACUGGAACGUUGAAUGUUAUGGUUAAUUGUUCUUGUGGAGAUAGACAGAUUGCGGAUUAUGGCUUGUUUGUUACCUAUCCUCUUAGGCCUGGUGAGACUUUGGGGUCUGUCGCGAAUUCGACUAAACUUGAUUCAGGGUUGCUGCAGAGGUAUAAUCCUGGUGUGAAUUUUAAUCAAGGGAGUGGACUUGUUUUUAUUCCUGGCAAAGAUAAAAAUGGUAGCUAUGUGUUAUUGGAUAACAGUUCAGGAGUUCUUGCUGGCGGGGCUAUUGCUGGAAUAGCUGUUGGAAUAGUUGUUCUUCUGUUAUUGGCAGCUGCUGCAUAUUUUGGAUACUUCCGAAAGAAGAAGAUACAGAAGGCGGAUUCUCUUUCACGAGAUUCCACUUCACUUUUCCCUCAGGAUGGGAAGGAUGAAACUUCUCGUAAUGCUGUGAUCACCGGCAUAACAGUCGACAAAUCAGUUGAAUUCUCAUAUGAUGAACUGGCAGCUGCCUCAGAUAACUUUAGCAUGGCUAAUAAAAUCGGUCAAGGAGGUUUUGGCUCUGUCUACUAUGCAGAGCUGAGGGGAGAGAAAGCUGCAAUAAAAAAGAUGGAUAUGCAAGCAACAAAGGAAUUUCUUGCUGAAUUGAAUGUCCUGACACGCGUUCAUCAUCUUAACUUGGUGCGGUUGAUUGGAUAUAGUAUUGAGGGAUCUCUUUUCCUUGUCUAUGAAUACAUCGAGAAUGGAAACUUGAGUCAGCAUUUGCGUGGUUCAGGUAGAGAUCCACUGCCAUGGGCUACACGUGUGCAGAUUGCUUUGGAUUCUGCCAGAGGUCUUGAAUAUAUCCAUGAGCAUACAGUGCCUGUAUAUAUCCAUCGUGACAUAAAGCCAGCAAAUAUAUUGAUAGACAAAAACUUCCGGGGGAAGGUCGCUGAUUUUGGAUUGACAAAACUGACGGAAGUUGGAAGCUCAUCACUUCCCACUGGUCGUCUUGUAGGCACAUUUGGAUACAUGCCACCAGAGUAUGCUCAAUAUGGAGAUGUUUCUCCCAAAGUAGAUGUUUAUGCCUUCGGAGUUGUUCUUUAUGAAAUUAUUUCGGCGAAGGAAGCAAUCGUCAAGACCAGUGAAUCUGUUGCUGCAGACUCAAAGGGACUUGUAUCUAUGUUUGAAGGAGUUCUUAGUCAGCCCGAUCCUACCGAAGAUCUUCGUAAAAUAGUGGAUCCAAGGCUUGGGGAUAACUAUCCUGUAGAUUCAGUGCGCAAGAUGGCUCAACUAGCGAAAGCGUGUACACAGGAAAAUCCUCAACUGCGUCCGAGUAUGAGAUCCAUUGUGGUUGCUCUUAUGACACUUUCUUCAACUACGGACGAUUGGGAUAUUGGCUCCUUUUACGAAAACCAAAAUCUUGUGAAUCUUAUGUCAGGAAGAUAG
Molecule: messenger RNA, 1848 nt
Organism: Lathyrus sativus (Indian pea)
Lineage: Eukaryota; Viridiplantae; Streptophyta; Magnoliopsida; Fabales; Fabaceae
Source: the annotation of a GenBank genome assembly